Messenger RNA from Trichoderma reesei QM6a, 914 nucleotides. RefSeq lists its product as uncharacterized. Bases 27 to 914 code for a protein of 295 amino acids. NCBI's taxonomy places the organism in Eukaryota, Fungi, Ascomycota, Sordariomycetes, Hypocreales, Hypocreaceae. The transcript is spliced from 4 exons. Gene Ontology annotation, molecular function: oxidoreductase activity. The record is from RefSeq and is a predicted model, not a curated record.
UUAAAGGGUCCUUCAAAUUCGGCAAAAUGGCGCAGAAACUCACGUUGCAGUCGACGAUUAAGCUCAACUCGGGCUACCAUAUGCCCCUGCUCGGCUUUGGAGUCUACCAAACCUCCGCCUCUGUGGCUACCGACGUCUGCAAAGAAGCCCUGAAAAUCGGCUACAGACACAUCGACUCCGCCUCAGCAUACCGCAACCAAGGCCCCUCCGCAGCAGGCAUCGCCGCCGCCGGCAUCCCCCGCUCCGAAGUCUUCUUCACCACCAAGGUCCCCGUCCGGGAGAAGCCCCUCGGGUACCAAAACACGCUCGACCUCGUCGACAUUGCCCUGCAGGAGACGCAGCUGCCGUACCUCGACCUCGUCCUCAUCCACUCACCCUACGGCGGAUCCGAGAACCGCAAGGGCGCGUGGAAGGCCCUCGUCGAGUCUGUCGAGGCCGGCAAGGUGCGCUCCAUUGGCGUCUCCAACUACGGCGUGCACCACCUUGACGAGCUCGAGGCAUACAUCAAGGAGCUCCAGGCCGAGCGCGGCGGCGAGGCUGGCAAGGGCGGGAUUCUGUCCGUCGGCCAGUGGGAGAUUCACCCCUGGCUGCCGCGCGACGACAUCGUGCAGUGGUGUCGCGCGCGUAACGUCGCUGUUCAGGCGUAUUGUCCUAUUGUGCGCGGCGAGCGCUUUGGCGAUCCCAAGGUUGGCGCCGUGGCGAAGAAGUAUGGGAAGACGGAGGCGCAGGUUUUGCUGCGGUGGAGUUUGCAAAAGGGGCUCGUUCCGCUGGUGAAGAGCGUGACCCCUAGUCGUAUCAAGGAGAAUGCGGACUUGUUUGAUUUUGAGUUGACCGAGCACGAGGUCAAGGAGUUGACGACGAACGAGUACAGUCCUUGUGCUUGGGACCCCACUGUUGAGCCGUUGGACAGGUAA